ACCCGGGCAGCGGGAGGUGAACCUCCGUCCGGAAGUCGGGGGUUCGCGGCCAUGACUGUGCCCGCCCGCGGCUUCUCGCUGCUCCGCAGUCGUCUGGGCCGAGUCCCGGGGCUGGGAGGGAGCGCGGUGGCUCCGGCAGGGGCGCCGGGAGCGGCCGGGCGCACGUUCCGGGGCUUUCGGAGCAGCGGCGUGAGACACGAUGCCAUUAUUAUCUCAGGAACUGAAAUGGCCAAACAAAUCCAGAAAGAAAUACGGCAGGGUGUGGAGUCCUGGAUUUCCCUUGGGAACAGAAGACCUCACCUCAGUAUCAUUUUAGUGGGUGAUAACCCAGCAAGCCAUACCUAUGUCAGGAAGAAGGUCAGAGCUGCCUCUGCUGUAGGUAUCUGUAGUGAAAUCAUUCUAAAACCCAAGGAUGUCUCUCAGGAAGAACUUUUGGAUAUAACUGAUCAGCUGAACAUGGACCCAAGAGUCAGUGGCAUCUUAGUUCAGUUGCCACUGCCAGACCACGUGGAUGAGAGAACAGUAUGCAAUGGAAUUGCCCCUGAAAAAGAUGUGGAUGGAUUUCAUAUUAUCAAUAUUGGAAGACUUUGCCUUGAUCAGCAUUCUCUCAUACCUGCCACUGCCAGUGCUGUUUGGGAAAUAAUCAAAAGAACAGGAAUUGAAACAUUUGGGAAAAAUGUGGUUGUGGCUGGAAGAUCCAAGAAUGUAGGGAUGCCCAUUGCCAUGCUUUUACACACCGAUGGAGAACACGAGCGGCCGGGAGGUGAUGCAACUGUGACAAUAGCUCACAGAUAUACCCCCAAAGAACAACUGAAGAUCCACACUCAGUUGGCAGAUAUUAUCAUAGUUGCUGCAGGUAUUCCAAAGCUGAUCACAGCUGAUAUGAUUAAAGAAGGGGCUGCUGUGAUUGACGUGGGUGUCAACUAUGUCCACGACCCAGUGACAGAGAAAACAAAAUUAGUCGGAGAUGUGGACUUUGAAGCUGUCAAGAAGAAGGCUGGCUUUCUCACUCCAGUUCCAGGAGGUGUGGGACCCAUGACAGUGGCGAUGCUUCUGAAGAACACCCUCCUGGCAGCUAAGAAAGUCAUUUACUAGGUCACACGAAGGGACGAA
This is a messenger RNA of Molossus molossus (Pallas's mastiff bat), 1113 nucleotides long. It is a transcript of the gene MTHFD2L, whose product is annotated as methylenetetrahydrofolate dehydrogenase (NADP+ dependent) 2 like. NCBI's taxonomy places the organism in Eukaryota, Metazoa, Chordata, Mammalia, Chiroptera, Molossidae. The record is from RefSeq and is a predicted model, not a curated record. Gene Ontology annotation, cellular component: mitochondrion. Gene Ontology annotation, molecular function: methylenetetrahydrofolate dehydrogenase (NADP+) activity; methylenetetrahydrofolate dehydrogenase (NAD+) activity; methenyltetrahydrofolate cyclohydrolase activity. The transcript is spliced from 8 exons. Bases 52 to 1095 code for a protein of 347 amino acids. Gene Ontology annotation, biological process: tetrahydrofolate interconversion.